ACUACACCAGUGUUUUCCAUUGUGGAUCGCUGGGUGUCCGGUAGGGGGCGCCCGGAUCACUGUUUUGAUAGAAGCCUUGUAGGAAGAAAGUGUCCGCCAUCCGUGCGAACCUGCCCUGAUCUCGAAGAGCCGGCUCGAUAUUAAUAUUUUAGCACCAAAAUGACGACUGCACCGUAUAACUACUCCUAUAUUUUCAAAUACAUCAUUAUUGGUGAUAUGGGGGUUGGGAAGUCGUGUUUACUUCACCAGUUCACAGAAAAGAAAUUUAUGGCGGACUGCCCUCACACGAUUGGGGUGGAGUUCGGCACGCGGAUAAUUGAGGUGAGCGGUCAGAAGGUGAAGCUGCAGAUUUGGGACACGGCGGGUCAGGAGCGGUUCCGCGCGGUCACUCGCAGCUACUACAGAGGAGCCGCUGGUGCACUCAUGGUGUAUGACAUCACCAGGCGAAGCACAUACAACCACCUCAGCAGCUGGCUGACUGAUGCAAGGAAUCUUACCAACCCUAAUACAGUGAUUAUUCUUAUUGGUAACAAAGCAGACCUCGAAGCCCAGCGAGAUGUGACCUACGAGGAGGCCAAACAGUUUGCUGAGGAGAAUGGCCUGUUGUUCCUUGAGGCAAGUGCAAAAACAGGUGAAAAUGUGGAAGAUGCUUUCCUGGAGGCUGCCAAGAAGAUCUACCAGAACAUUCAGGAUGGUAGCCUGGACCUGAACGCAGCAGAGUCAGGGGUCCAGCACAAGCCCACCGCUCCGCAGGGUGGCCGACUGUCCAGCGACGCACAGCCUCAGAAGGAGGGCUGCAGCUGUUAAUGACCAUGAAGACUUCCUUUUCUCUCUCUCUCUCUAUCUGUCUCUCUAUCUCUGUUCCUUUCCAUAUUUACCAUACCAUCCAGAUCCACCCCUCUGCCUCUUUCUCUCUCUGCAGCUCUCUUUCUCUUUGUCUUCUUUCAUUCUGAUCAGCCGGCCUGUGUGAUAGGAAGGUAUUGGAGAGUAGUGUGUUCAGGCUGGGUGGUUCAGAACGACGGAGAAGAAUCUUCACCUUCACCUUUCCUCCUCUCCUCCCUCUUUUCUCUUCCCUCUCCCUCACUCAUUUUGCCUGUUCAUUGCACACACGUCCCUGUGCACCCUGUGAGCACUCACUAGAGGAAGUCUCCUCCAUGGAACACUAAUCUAGAAGGUUGAUAAACUGAAAAAGAGUAAGGAAAACAAACAGAAGAGAAUGAUUUAAGUUUAUCAAUAAGCAGAGUGAUGUGCAAAACUGUAAAUGAAACAUCUCGUGUACAGCAGCUGUUGGAAUACUUAAUUAUUUAAAGAGAUGAAAACUUUGAUAUACGUCUUCUCGUUCGGAAACGAACGCGAGAUGCCACGUUUAGGCGGAAUCCGAUUUUAGAAUGUGCUUGAGAGGAGAUGCAUGAUGACCUGUUCUUGUACAUUUUGUUCAAAGGAGAAAAAAAAAAUCUUAAUUGAUAUUGUAUUGUUUUAAUUAGGAUUUAUGCAGUGUCACAAGUAACAAAUCACCACAUAUUUAUCCCUGUUUGUACCUACUCAAGACAUUAUAAAUAUACUACAACUACUAUACAAGAUGAAUAUUGUUAAACCAAAUGGAAGUCCAUUGUAAAAAGCUACAGAAAUCAGCUGUUCUUUUGGUUGCUUCAGAUGCAAGAUGUUGUUUUAAGAUGUAGAACAGUCAUGAUGAUAGUAAUAUAUUGAACGAAAGAAGAAAAGGACACACAUUUGGAGUCCAUAAGAACGUUUUUUGCACUUUGUAGUUGGUUUUCAACAGCUCUUUUAUUAUCUUAUUAUUAGUCUUAAGUCUGUUAGUCACCCUGGAUGGUUCAGAAUGAAAUGUUUAGCUUACCCCUAAUUAAAUUAAAGCAUCAGUUGUGUAAAGGCCUAUUCACACCUAGUAUUGAUUUUUACAGAUACAAAUAUACAUACAAACAUGUAUUUGAGUCGUGUAUUCUGAAUUUCAGAAAAUGCGCUUUUCUGCGUUUUACUUAUGCAUUCGAAUCAGGCUAACCAGUGGCUGCAAGUGGUUCAAUGCAAUGUCUUGUUGCCUUCAGCAGCCAGAGUCAGAGAGAGCGUAAUUGGCCAUCUAUCUAUCCACUCUCUAGGUGGAUAGAUAGCGCUCUCUCCUCACAUCACUCCCAUUGUGAUGCUGGUUAGCUCAUGCCCAUGUCUGUUGGCUGACGUAUCAGAGCUGGGGACCCGACACUUUCCUCCAAGUGUGUUGGCCGCCUAGUGAUGCUAAAUUGGUGGCAGUGGCUGAUUUCACAUGUAUUGGAGAAGGUAUGCACUUGUCCUGACCCUCCCAGUGUUGGGAGCCUCGAGUUGACCAAUCAGAGCUCCUUUAUCAUGAUAGUAGAUGGGGACAAGACAGAUUAACUUGCUGUUAGCAGAACACAAAAGCUUGUAUGAUAAGAAAUAGCUUUAUGUGCCAUAAGAACUGCAAACUAUAGCCAGCUAGCUUCCACUAUUAAUGAGCACUAGUGCGGAGGGCAAAAAUAAAAGAGAGCAGAAGAGUACAGGGAGCAGAAAAGCAGAAGUGGUGGUGGGAAAGCUAUGGUCUCUCUAGCCUUGUGUACAGAACGCAGAAAGAAAAGAUUUCGAGUAAAAAUUCUAGUAUGUUAAAUAUCACAUACAUUUUUUUUCAUCUGAAAAAAUCCUGCUUUGUGUGAACAGGCCUUAAGGAUCCAAAACUAUCUUACCUUAGCGAAGGAAUUCUCCUCUUAGUUCUUAUACUAAAAAAAUUCAGUGCUCUUCAGAUCCAGUGUAAAUUCUACGCAUAUCAGAAUAUUAUUCUUUUAAUGAUAACUUCUGUUGCCUUAUUUAUGUUUGCUCUCGUGUCCUCCUUUUUUCUGUAAAUCCUGUUCAGUCUGUAAAAUACAGUACAUAAUCAAAAAUUUAAAUCAUCAAAAAAUAGUCACUAAGCCUGAACAGUUUGAACGCAAGUAAUUACAACUAAUUUUAGGCUUUUGAGCCCCUUCCGAAGCAUUCCUCUAGUUUACAUAAAUAACUUUUUUCACAGUGAAGAGUUUGUACUGUAUAAGUACCAGUACCUUACUGCCUCUUCCUUGUAAAAGAACACCAAUAAUAUCUAAGUGACAGGCACCAGAAUGUUCUACCGGUAGACAUCAGAAGGGGAUUAAAAACGGCAAAAAGGUGAAAAGUCAUAAGGAAACACUCCAGGAACAUCUCUGUGUUUGGAUGAGAUUGUAAAGGAGUAUGUGCGGAGUUGUUUUGUAAACUAAAAUUCCUUUUAUAUUAUUAUUUGAUCCAUUCUCUUGCUUUUUUUUCUUUUUGUCUUGGUGACAACUUUAAAAAGGCGUAUAUAUAACCUGCUCUGAAACUCUGAGGUAUGUCUUCUGUAAGUGACAUUUGUUUGUAAUUAUGUUAAUAAAGACAAUGCUGUA
Astyanax mexicanus (Mexican tetra) is the source of this 3410-nucleotide messenger RNA. It is a transcript of the gene rab14, whose product is annotated as RAB14, member RAS oncogene family. The record is from RefSeq and is a predicted model, not a curated record. Bases 160 to 807 code for a protein of 215 amino acids. Gene Ontology annotation, cellular component: trans-Golgi network; Golgi apparatus; phagocytic vesicle. The transcript has 8 exons. Lineage: Eukaryota; Metazoa; Chordata; Actinopteri; Characiformes; Acestrorhamphidae. Gene Ontology annotation, molecular function: GTP binding; GTPase activity. Gene Ontology annotation, biological process: phagosome maturation; Golgi to endosome transport; endocytic recycling.